Messenger RNA from Rhineura floridana, 1350 nucleotides. RefSeq names its product neuropeptide Y receptor Y5 (gene NPY5R). Bases 13 to 1350 code for a protein of 445 amino acids. Gene Ontology annotation, cellular component: neuron projection; plasma membrane. Gene Ontology annotation, molecular function: neuropeptide binding; neuropeptide Y receptor activity. The record is from RefSeq and is a predicted model, not a curated record. The transcript has a single exon. Gene Ontology annotation, biological process: G protein-coupled receptor signaling pathway. Lineage: Eukaryota; Metazoa; Chordata; Lepidosauria; Squamata; Rhineuridae.
CAGGACUUUAAUAUGGAUAGAGAUCUCAAAGACUAUAGUAACAGGACACUUCUCACAGAGAACAGUUCAGUUCCUCCAAAGAGCUCCAAUUUUCCUACCUGGGAAGACUAUAACAACAGUGUAGAUGACAUACAGUACUUUCUGAUUGGGCUUUACACUUUCAUCAGUCUUGCUGGCUUCAUGGGAAACCUGCUUAUCCUCAUGGCUUUAAUGAAGUGCAAGCAAAAAACAGUAAUAAAUUUCCUCAUUGGUAACUUAGCCUUUUCAGACACCUUGGUGGUUGUCUUUUGCUCUCCCUUCACCUUGACGUCGGUUCUACUUGAUCAGUGGAUGUUUGGCAAAGUUAUGUGCCACGUGAUGCCAUUCCUCCAGUGUGUGUCUGUGCUGGUUUCCACUUGGAUGUUAAUUUCUAUUGCUGUAGUGAGAUACCGUUUGAUUCGUCACCCUCUUUCUAGCAACCUGACGCUGAAACAUGGCUGCUACCUCAUUUUUGCUAUCUGGACCCUUGGCUUAGCCAUUUGCUCCCCUCUGCUUGUUUUCCACAAGAUUGUAGAUCUUCAUGAUGCCCUUCAUCUAGAAGCGCUGAAAAGCAAGUGCUUGUGUGUCGAGUCAUGGCCAUCUGCUGGGUACAGGAUUGCUUUCACUAUUUCCUUAUUACUCAUGCAGUACAUUUUGCCUUUGGUUUGUUUAACUGUAAGUCACACCAGAGUCUGCAAGUUGAUAAGUUCCAGAUUAUCAGGCAAAGAAAACAAACUGGAAGGGAAUGAGAUGAUCAACUUAACUCUUCAUGCACCCAAGAGCUGUGGGCCUCAAGCACAGCUCUCUGGCUCUGAGAGGUGGAGUUAUACUUUGGUCAAGAAACAUCGGAGGAGGUACAGUAAAAAGACUGCUAGUGUGAUGCCAGCAGUCUUAAGGCACCAUCAGGAUAAUCAUUCUGGAGAUCUCUCUGAAACAUCUGGUACACAAAAAAGUCCGCUUUCUUCUUCCAGCAAACUCAUACCAGGAAUACCCAUUUGUUUUGAUGUGAAACCAGAGAGUUCAGAUGUGCAGGAUGGGAUUACAAUAGCCCGAUCCACCAUUAGGAUUAAGAAAAGGUCCCGGAAGGUUUUCUGCCGACUGACAGUGCUGAUCUUAGUUUUCGCAAUCAGUUGGAUGCCCCUUCAUGUUUUCCAUGUUGUAACUGAUUUUAAUGGCAACCUCAUCUCAAACAAGCAUUUUAAAUUGGUAUACUGUAUUUGUCAUUUGCUGGGUAUGAUGUCCUGCUGUUUAAACCCCAUUUUAUAUGGAUUUCUUAACAAUGGCAUAAAAGCUGAUUUGAUGGCCCUUAUUCCAUGCUUACAAUUCUCAUGA